This is a messenger RNA of Cylicocyclus nassatus, 633 nucleotides long. Lineage: Eukaryota; Metazoa; Nematoda; Chromadorea; Rhabditida; Strongylidae. The record is from the annotation of a GenBank genome assembly.
AUGUCGCUGGAUGUGCUUGCAGCUUGCACCUGUGUACAAGAAUUGAAAGAAAGAUGUGGAUUUCAAUUGAUAGCUCCACAGCGUAGUCCACAAACAUACGUCUCUUAUAUCCUUGAUGAUCCUGAUUUUGGGAGAAUGGCAUAUACAAUCUCCAUACUGCUGAUGUUUUCUCUAGUGAUUUUGCUACUUAUGUUACGGUCUAUUAAAAGAUCAUCCUCAACGGUGCAAAUGGAAGCCCUGCUUGAUGCAAUGCGUUUUCGCGAAGAACUCGAUUUACGGGAAAGGCAACGGCGAAGGUUAAUGAAGGCGAAAACAAAGGUGACAGCAUGGUUGACUCGCACAAAUGGCGGUGAGUUCCGAGGUUGGAGAAGUAGCCCUGCACUGAUGCAGCAACGGCGAACAACAAGCUCCACCAUCUCCGAAAUUCCACGAGUUGUGGUGACGGUAGCAGAAGGAAGGAAUGAUAGACCCAAAACUCCGUGUUUGUCUCUUAUGUACGACUUUACGGAGGAGCACAACGAGCAUUCAAUACCCUCGUCAAGAUGUUCAAUGAGCUUUGAUACAGAAGCUACUGCAGAAGCCACUAGGCCUCUUAUCAGCAUGCAAUCACCUUCGCUCAGUUUAGAGUCCUAA